AUGCCAAGAGCAAACGUAGGAGGUAGAAUGGUGUAUGGCAACGCUGUGAGCGUGCUGCACAACUCACGCUCAGUACAUCAUCAUUUAAUGCCUCUUCAUUUGUCCACAACAUCACUCGCCAACGUCACUGUCUGCUCUGCUCUGCCCAUCUCAWACAUCACCACUGACAUUGUCCGGCCUGCUUCAAACAUAGUUGAAUGCAAUUCAUCCGCAACUCUGUUCUCUACGAGACAUCAUUCUCAAGGUAUGAAUCUUCUCAACCCCCUUUGCCUAAGCCCCCGUGUUCCCCGAUUUUUGAAGAAUCAUCUGUGUCCUCGAAUCGACGUGGAGGUGAUGGCACAAGCCGCAUGCCUGUUCUUGGUGGGCUCCUUCAAUGCUCGUGGAGGCUGA
Molecule: messenger RNA, 390 nt
Organism: Ramularia collo-cygni
Lineage: Eukaryota; Fungi; Ascomycota; Dothideomycetes; Mycosphaerellales; Mycosphaerellaceae
Exons: 1
Coding region: 1-390 (129 amino acids)
Source: RefSeq, a predicted model, not a curated record